Molecule: messenger RNA, 492 nt
Organism: Neoarius graeffei (lesser salmon catfish)
Lineage: Eukaryota; Metazoa; Chordata; Actinopteri; Siluriformes; Ariidae
Gene: nmu
Product: neuromedin U
Exons: 9
Coding region: 1-486 (161 amino acids)
Biological process (GO): regulation of smooth muscle contraction
Molecular function (GO): neuromedin U receptor binding
Source: RefSeq, a predicted model, not a curated record
AUGAAGACGAACCAGUGGCGCAAAGGAGCCUGGGAAAGCGCACACAACGGCGCAAGCCUUGCACUCGCCCUUCUGCUCAUCUCAGCCAUACCACCCUGCACAGGUGCUCCAGUGUUCCCAGAGAAUGACAAGCUGCUAAAGCAGAUAGAUACCGCAUGCUCCUCCCUCCUCCCUGAAGAACAACCUCUCAGGACAUUGGACACGUUGUGGGAUCUGUGUGACCUGACGCAGGGUGUGUUGCAGAAAUCUCAGGAACUGGCAGCUCGAGAAACCACAAAAAGGUUUUUAUUUCAUUACACUAAGCCGAAUUCUGGAUUGCCUGAUGGGACGGCCACUGUGUUUCACCCUCUCCUGCAGCUCAUACCGCAGCUCCAUAGCAGAAGACGCAGAAGAGUAGCAUCACAUGAGAACCCACGCAUGAUCCAGAGCAGAGGAUACUUCUUAUAUCGGCCACGUAAUGGGAGACGAUCAACAGAAUAUGUGUAAAGGAUU